This is a messenger RNA of Schistosoma spindalis, 2906 nucleotides long. Lineage: Eukaryota; Metazoa; Platyhelminthes; Trematoda; Strigeidida; Schistosomatidae. The record is from the annotation of a GenBank genome assembly.
GAAAAAUGCCCAUCAAGACCAAAUGAAUUAUUUGGACGGUUGUUUAUGAUCUCUAAGUUACAUACAAAGUUCUUUGAUCUCGCUUUCGUUCUGAAUUUCAGCUCGAACUAAGCAUAAAUAGAAUAAACGAAAAGAUUUUAGCACAAUAGUUUGUGGUCACAGAUAUAACAGUAAAUGAUAUUUAGUCUUGUUUGUAAUUUCUCGGAUGUUGUAUCUUUUACUUGCAGAAAUGAAUAAAUAAAUAUUAACAGUUUGACAGAAAAAAAAAUUUUUGAAGUUGAUGUACUGUUCUUAGUGUUUAUGUUCCUUUGUUUUUUUCUUCAGGCCAGUUUUUUGGGAAGCCCAAUCAUUGAUCAGUCGUUAGUUGAUCUUGCAUUAAAAAUUCCGAAAUGUUUGUCUGUUUCCCGGGUUCUUGUUUUAUACACUGGUGGUACUAUUGGAAUGAAAUGCCUAAAUGGUUCUUAUUGUUCUGUGGAAAACUUUUUUCUUCCCACCUUAAAUAAGAUGCCUACAUUUUGUGAUUCAGAAUUUCAGGUUCAUAUAGACCAAUUUAAUAUUGAACACCUACAUCAUAGACUAUCAAAAACUAAAGUUUCACCUCAUACACGUUAUACUCAUUCAAAAUUUUCAAAACGUGAAUCCAGUUUAACUGAAUCAGACCAUAUACAAACUUAUGCUUUACCGACUGAUAAAACUGGACAUCGUAUUUUAUAUACAAUUGUAGAAUAUUGGCCAUUAUUGGAUUCAUCUAAUUUAAGUAUGAAUGAAUGGAAACGUAUAGCACAAGAUAUUUACGCGUUUUACAAUGAAUUCGACGGAUUUGUUGUAUUACAUGGAACGGAUACACUUGCUUAUACAGCAUCAGCUUUAUCAUUUAUGUUAGAGAAUUUAGAUAAACCAGUUGUUUUAACCGGAGCACAAUUACCGGUAUUCGAAUUUCGUAGUGAUGGAUGGAAUAAUUUUCUUGGUGCAUUAAUGAUCGCUGGUGGAAAGUAUGCAAUUUGUGAAGUCACAGUGUUAUUUCAUGCUAAAUUAUUUCGUGGCUCUAGAAUAGUAAAAUGUUCGAGUAAUAAUUUUGAUGCAUUUGAGUCACCAAAUUAUCCAGCAAUUGCUGAAUUAGGAACUGAAAUAACCGUUAAUUAUGAUUUAAUUUUUCGAAAACCUGGAUUACCUAAACCAUUUUGUGUUCAUACAAAUUUAUGUCAAGAUGUUGCAAUACUAAAUAUAUUUCCAUUAAUAUCUAAAGAACAUAUUAUUUCAAUGUUAGCACCUCCUAUUAAAGGAGUUGUUCUUCGGACAUAUGGAGCUGGUAAUAUUCCAUCUUCCCGUCAGGACCUACUGGAUGCACUAAAAGAAGCUUCUGAACGUGGUAUACUUAUGGUAAAUGUCACACAGUGUUGGCGUGGUGGCGUUAAAGCAGUUUAUUCAACUGGGAUGGUUCUCAAUGAAUAUGGUGUAACUCCGGGAUAUGAUAUGACAACUGAAGCAGCACUUAUCAAAUUGGCCUAUAUAUUGAGUAAAACAGAAAAUAAAGAUUAUUCCUGUAAACGUGCAAUGUUAUUAAAUAGUUUAAGAGGUGAAGUGACAGUUGAAGGAGAAGACUCUAGAGCAGCUAAUUUAUCACUAUAUAACAUAAGUUGUUUCAAUCAAGAUAGAAAUCUUAUGAUAUAUUUUGCCAAAUUAUUUUCAACAGCUUCGUUAGAUGAUUCAGAAGGUAUUGGUUCAAUGUGGGUUCAGCGUAUGAUACCGACACUUGCGUGUUGUGCAGCUGCAUCAAAUAAUUUGUCAUGUUUAAAAGAAAUGUAUCAUAUAAUUGGUCAUUUACAGUUAUUUGACACCGAAGGAUGCACACCACUGCAUAAAUCAGCUUUAUAUGGUCAUAUUUCAGCGACGAAAUAUUUAUUAGAAUGUGGUGUAUCGGUUCAUAUUGCAGAUAAAAGUGGAUAUACUCCACUUCUUUGUGCUUUAAAUAGUCUAAUGUUAUCUUCUGAAUUGGUACAGUUAUUAUUAGAUGUUGGUGCUGUAUUAAAUUCUGAAAGUCAACUUGUCACUAAACUGGUUCAUCAAGCUGUUUCAAAUGGUGAUAUUCAAAGGUUACGCUUAUAUCAAUUGUGUGGAUAUUCAUUUUAUAAUAUGGAUGAAGAAGGUCGUUCAGCUUUACAUGUAGCUGUUACACAUCGGCAAUUGAAUUCCAUUAAAUUUCUCAUCUCACCAAUAUGUAAUGAGGAAAACCUUCGCGAUAAAGAGAAGAUCAAUGUAGGAGAAACAGAACUGGAAUACGGUGCUGGUGUUGAUCCAAAAUGUCGAACAAUAUGGGGUACAAGUGCAUUAGAUGAAGCGAAACUCCGACAUUUCGAUGAUAUUGUUCAACUGCUGGAGAAAUAGCAAUGAUCAGUUCAAAUUAUACACAAAAGAAGACUAUGAAAAUCAAAGGCAAUAGAUGGUGGAUUUUAAAUACACUUGACAGUUCAUUUGAAUAUUCAUUCCAUAGCGGGUUUUCUUUCUUACUGAAUACUUUAAUUCAUUAUUGUUGUGUUUGUUAGUUGAGUUGCUUCGUUUAUUGUUACAUUCUAUUCAAAUUCUUGUUUUAUUCCCUUAAAAUUGCACACUAUCAUUACUGUUCAGUUACUUUAUUUUCUUUAUGUCAAUUUCGAUAUUUCGACUGUUGUAUAUUAAAUAGAUUUUCCAUUUCCCUUUUGGCCAUUCACUUUUCUUGAAGAUGUUAUGUCUACAUUUCUUUCUUUACUAUUCUAAUUCAAUUGUAAAUAGAUUGACUCACUUAAGUCAAUAGAUUUAUUAUUAUUAUUAUUCUCAAAAGACCAUAUAAUUGUUGAAUUUAUUUUGCACUGUUAUUAUUAUUAUCAUUCAAUAUUGUAAUUAAAUUGAACAUUUACUUAACCAAGGAA